AUGUUUUAUAAUUUAUUCUCCAUUAUUCUUGGUUUAUCCUCGGUAUUAUUAGUAUUAGCAAAUGAAGAUACAUCUAAUACUUUAAAUAUUCUUAUGCCUGAUGCUGUUGCUAAUCAUGUUGAUGAUUAUGUAUGUUCAUCGUUUGAAUUAGAUACAAAUAAACCAACAUAUAUAACUGCAUUUAAUCCAUCGGCUACAUCGAAAGAUGCUCAUCAUAUGUUACUCUAUGGAUGUACAGAACCAGGUAGUCAAAAAAAGAUUUGGAAUUGUGGUGAAAUGGCUAAUACUGAAACAUCUUCUUCACAAAAAUAUGAAACAGGACCAAUAUGUGCUUCUGGUUCAACAAUUAUCUAUGCUUGGGCAAUGGAUGCUAAUAAAACUGAAUUACCAAAAGAUGUUGCCUUUAAAAUUGGUGCUUCAACACCAAUUAAAUAUCUUGUAUUACAAGUUCAUUUUGCAAAUAUUGAUAAAUUCAAAGCUGGUGAAACUGAUCGUUCUGGUUUCGUUUUAACUACAUCACCAACUCCUUCGUCUAAACGUGCUGGUGUCUAUUCGCUUUCAGCUGGCGGUUAUAUGCAAGCAAAUUCUGAAGAAUUAUUUGAAGUUGCUUGUAAAAUUCAACAAGAUAUUGUCAUGCAUCCAUUUGCUUUUCGAGCUCAUACACAUAAAUUAGGUCUUGUCAAUUCUGGUUAUCGAGUACGUGGUACAUAUGAUGAUCAAGAAUGGACAGAAAUUGGUCGACGUUCACCUCAAUUACCACAAAUGUUCUCUUCAGUUAAAGAUAAUAUAACAAUUAAACAAGAUGAUUAUGUUGCAGCUAUUUGUACUAUGUAUAAUACACGUUCACAUGUUGUAAGAACUGGUCCAACUGGUAAUGAUGAAAUGUGUAAUUUUUAUAUGAUGUAUUGGGUUGAUGGUGAUCAAUUAUUAGAUGAUCAAGUUUGUAUAAGUCCAGGACCACCAAACUAUUAUUUUCGACGUGAUCGAGCUUUGAAUGUUGAUAAAAUUCCAGGCAAUGCAUUUAGUAUUCCACCACCACCAAAUGGUCCAGCACCCGGUGAAUCUUUACAAAAUGGUACCCAUCAUAUGAUGAUGAUGCAACAUCAAGAAAAUCCACUUCCUAAACAAUUUCAUCUUCGAUAUAACAAUGGAAAUAAUAACUAA
Molecule: messenger RNA, 1164 nt
Organism: Adineta steineri
Lineage: Eukaryota; Metazoa; Rotifera; Eurotatoria; Adinetida; Adinetidae
Source: the annotation of a GenBank genome assembly